Culicoides brevitarsis is the source of this 2517-nucleotide messenger RNA. Its product is annotated as PDZ and LIM domain protein Zasp-like. Lineage: Eukaryota; Metazoa; Arthropoda; Insecta; Diptera; Ceratopogonidae. The annotation marks the transcript as partial. The record is from RefSeq and is a predicted model, not a curated record. The transcript has a single exon.
AUGCUGCUGUUGUCUUACAUUAGAGAGGAGGAAGGUCGUUCUGAGGUCUUAAAGGGUUAUGAAGAAGAAAUUUCUCGAUCAAAUACUCCAGCUUUUCAUUGGCCUCCAAAACCUCCAAGUGAAGAAGAGGAAAGAGUAGCAUUAGCUGCUCCUAUCUAUGUUGCACCGCCAGAAACACAACAUGUUCAACCCAAGCCACGUUCUGAACAAGGACAAAUGUUACCACCGUCUGCCCAUGCAAAUAACGAACAAAAUACAUGUACGACACAAUUAAUUCAAAAAACAUUUGAUGUGUCAGAGCAACCGGAAAUGUACUCCGAUACUUCAGCUAGUACAACCACUGGAGAUUCAUCUUCUGAAGAAUAUCAGGUAUAUUCUACAAAUGUCUCUCAACAAAUUGUGCGAUAUUAUGAUGAGCCUAAGCCGAAUCCAAUUAAUGCGGCAAUGAACUUCGCAUCUAAUUAUGCAACAAUGUUGAAACACAAACCUUCCAUUUGUUCGGUUGACUUAAAUAGUUACAUAGAUGAUAAUAAUUAUGAUAAUGGAAAGUUACAAGAAAUCGAAGAAGCAUAUUUAGUUCGAGAGCCAAGUGAACAACAUAUGGUUUAUUCACAAGAGCCAGAUGAGUCUCAGAGAAAAAUUAAACGCGUUGUAUUUACUAUGCCCCCACAAGAGGGUGCGGAAUAUCGGGAAGAUUCUAUGUCUUGUGAAAUUAGACGGCAAUCCCCAAGAUCGGUUGAGGGACGUCAUGGACCCCUUUAUCCUAACUCAUUGCAAAUACAGCAUGAGUUUGAUUUAUAUUACGACCAAAGACGAAAAUCAGGUCAAUCAUAUGAAGAAGAUAUGGAUCGCAGACAGUCUUGUGACAGUUACGAUGACUCUAGACGCGAAUCCCAAAUAACAGAUUUCGAAGAUAAAACUCUUUCUUUUACCAAUCAAUAUUGUACUGGUGACACAAAAUUUUCUUUACUAAAAUUGGAAGACACCAAACCUAACCCGUUACCUUCUUCACCAAAUGUAAAUUCAUUGCCUCAACAAUGGCAAAGUCAAAUGCUUAAAGCUUUAACCACAACUCCCAAGGAAGUCGAAAAAGAUAUGGAUGAUUCAUUUGAGCGUGCUCGUCAGGAAGCGUAUGAAAAACAAAUUGAAGAUGACCGUAAAGCUCGUGAAAAUGAACGAAAGAAACUAAUGGAUGAGAUGUUAGCUAAACAAAGAGCAAUGCGUGAACGUCAAGAAAGAAAUGAAGUAGACCAGGCACGUCGAUUUGCCCCUGUUAGUAAAUUAGCACCUCGUACGCCAGAAAAUUGGCAUCCACCCCAACCUACACCACCGAUUGCAUUACCAGAAGAAAAACAAGCGUAUAUACCCCCACCUCCUUCAAUGGAUCCAAUUCGUAUUGGCCCGCUUUCUUUUCCGCGGAUGGAGUCUCCAUUACUCGAAGCAUUAAAAACAGCGCCGAUUCGCCCAUACACACCAUUCAGCAGUGAAGUAGCAUCUCAGUUGUGUGAUUUGCCGACACCAGUUGAGCAAAUGACGUUCUCGAGUGCUUUGAUUACGGCCCCUGAUCGUCCUUUUACACCACACUGUGAAACGAGAAACUACAAUGAAUCUUCGUUGCCUUAUAUGCCAGUUGUAGAUUAUAGUAAAUUACCGACUGAGAUAUACAAAGAAAAUGCUGAACAGAUACGGUGUUUAGAACAAGAGGUAGAACAGCGCCUUGAAAGAAGACCUUCCGCAUUUGCUCAGAUUCGACCGGUAAAACCCGCAACUCCAAUGCAAUUGAGAAAAACAAGCUACAACGACAAUAAAACACAAAUGAAUUUCCCAUUUACUGACGAUCAAGUGCUUCAAAAUCCAAGACCUUUAGUGUGCUUGCCUCAAGAGUGUUUAAAUGCUUAUGAGAGUAGUUGUAGUGUUCAACAAAGAUCGUAUACUAAGGAAAGUCAAACACAACAGGAGAUGUAUUUACAAAAUCAGAGUCAAGAAAGGAUGCGUUAUGCACAACAACAACAACAACAAAAAAUUCAAUUCAAUCGUAAAAAAGAAGAAAACAUUCAAUAUCACCAUCAUCAACAACAAGAAAAUCAAUCCACCAAGUCCAUCUCAAAAACUAAUCAAUUACCACCACCCCAUCCAUGUGCACGUAUUCCAUCUUCAAUUAGAAGAGUUCAGAGUCAAAAUCAAUCUACUGUUUUGUCAAAACCAGAUCCAGCUGGCCUACACAAAGCAGAUGAUAUCCCGGGAUAUCAGAGAAAAUGGUUUAAUUUGCCAUCACAAAGAGCGUCAAUAACUCCAGAGCCGCAUGAACUUAAAGAAAAUGUUCCACUAGCUUUUGUAGCAGCACCAAAAGAACCGUCUCCUACCAUUUCAAAACCAAUUGCUAUCAGUGCUUCUAAUACAUAUACAACAACUAUAGCAAAUCCUUCAACUUCCCAAUAUAAUUCUUGCCAAAAUACAUACGAUUCACAAAAUAAAACUUUCCCUCAGAUGAUUCGAAAACAACUCGCUAUUGAACCA